CGCUCCUUGUCUCAACCGAUGCUGCAGUGUGACGGUGGGCGCCGCUCUUCACUAGGUUAAAGCGCACUUAGUUGGGGGGAUUUAUCCUCAAAACGUAUGCCUGUACAGAACGAUGGGAGGCGUGGUUAGGAUGUCUGGGGAGAGGCGAAUUCCGCCUUUGUUUGUGAGGAGAAGCGGCGGCGAGCGGGCGGCUGCUGAAUGGAUGUUCUGACAUUAAUAAGGUGGAAAUUAUCAAUGCUACAGGAACUGGAUGGUGACCAAAUUACACAUUUACCUUUAGCAGGGCCGUUUACGUAAACCUUUCUUGGCUUUAUGUUAUUGGCAGAGUGACCAUUUUGUCCUACUGGAACAUUUAACACAUUUCGCCUUCCAUAACUGACCAAGCCACAGGCAGCUAGCUAGAGCAUGUCUCUAACUGCGAAUUCCCAAGCUCUGCCAGACAAUAAGAAGCCUCCUGUUGAGAAGUCGUCAAAAGAAAAGAAUUUUCCAGCUCGCUGCUCCCUUUUAAAUAGGAAUGAAAAGAUUGUAAUUACAAGAAGUGACAGCUGUACAGAUGAAAAUGUAUUAAAAAUCACCAUCACAGAGACAACUGUCAUUGAAUCAAACUCUGGAGUUUGGAGUGUCAAAGCCAUGAUGUAUCUCAGCCUCUGGUAUUUUUUCAGCUUCUGUACACUCUUCCUCAACAAAUACAUCCUGACUUUGUUGGAAGGAGAACCAGGAGUGCUGGGUGCUGUUCAGAUACUUACAACCACUGUGAUUGGUUGUUUCAAAAUGUACGUCCCAUGUUGUUUGUAUCAGCACAAAACCCGAGCUGAAUAUCCAUCAAACUUCCUUAUGAUUAUGUUCUUUGUAGGAUUAAUGAGGUUUACUACAGUAGUUUUGGGACUGGUAAGCCUGAAAAAUGUAGCUGUUUCAUUUGCAGAAACUGUAAAAAGUUCAGCGCCAAUCUUCACCGUAAUUAUGUCUAGGCUUAUUCUGGGAGAAUACACAGGUUUAUGGGUUAAUAUGUCUUUAAUGCCUAUAAUGGGUGGAUUGGCGUUGUGUACUGUCACAGAAAUCAGCUUUAACAUGCUUGGCUUCUCAGCUGCUUUGUCCACCAAUAUCAUGGACUGUUUACAGAAUGUCUUCUCUAAAAAGCUGCUUAGUGGAGACAAAUAUAAAUUCUCACCGCCUGAACUGCAGUUCUACACCAGUGCUGCUGCCGUGGUAAUGCUAAUUCCGACAUGGAUUUUUCUUAUGGAUAUUCCAGCUCUUGGAAAGAGUGGACAAAGUUUCAGUUUUGACCAAGACAUUGUGAUGCUGCUCCUUAUUGAUGGAAUCUUAUUCCACAUUCAGAGUGUAACUGCAUAUGCUUUAAUGGGAAAGAUAUCACCUGUUACUUUCAGUGUUGCCAGCACUGUGAAGCAUGCCCUUUCAAUUUGGCUUAGUAUCAUCAUCUUCAGUAACAAGAUUACUGCAUAUUCUGCCGUUGGUACAGCUUUGGUCAUCACUGGAGUGUUUCUGUAUAACCGGGCUCGGCAAUAUCAACAAGAGAAAAUCCAGGCUUUGGUAUCUUGCAAUAAUAACGGACAGGAAGUUCUGCCUCUGCUGAACGAGGACCUUUAAUAAUCUCAAAGUAAACUCAUUUUAAAGAUUUUUUAAAAUUCCAAUUGUGAAAAUUUGUAAUUGUUUCUAAAAGAUGGCAUUUUGUUUCCUUAAAACUUUAAGAAACAACAAACAUCAACAACAUUCAUUGAUAUGCGUCUUUAACGUAAUAAAGCAUUCAAAGGCACUUCACAGGAGUGUUAAUUGAACAAAAUUUGACGCAGAGCCACAAGUUACUAGGGAAGGUUGGCCACAGACACAGGUUUUAUGGAGCAUUUUAAAGGAGGAAAGAUAGUGGUUUAGGGAGGAAACUUCAGAGGUUAAGGCCUUGGCGUUUGAAGGCAUGGCCACCAAUGGUGGAAUGAUUAAUGUUUACGGAGGGUGGAAUGUGAGAGGCUGGCCAGGAGUGCAUUGGACUAGUUAGGUCUAGAGGUAACAAAGGCAUGGAUUAAGAUUUCAGCAACAGAUGAGCUGAGGCAGGGGAAAGUUGGGUAAUGUUAGAGUUGGAAAUAAAGGGUCUUAGUGAUGGCAAGGAUAUGUGGUUGGAAGCUCAUCUCGGGGGCCAAGUAUGGCACCAAGACUGCGUUGAGCUUCAAUUGCCGGAGAGGGCAACAUGUUCGUGCAUUUGGUUAAUCAUCAGAGGAAUCUGUGAGGGACUGCUGACUAGUUUGUCCAUUGUAUCAAGCUAAAGGUUUCUUUUUUGCUUGAGCCAAACCAUAACUUUGAGAGACCAAGGAAAAUUAACUAUUCUUUCUGAUCUGUGUUUGGUCCAGAAAAUGUGCUCUUGUUUGUUAACAUUUAGUAGUUAACCUGUCCAGCUUAAUUUGCUGUUUGUUCAAUGAAAUGGGCACAGUACUCGACAGUUAAAUGUAUUGUUUGCUUCUUGCUUGAGAACAGUUAAUGAUUUUGUGCAUUAAUAUGCUUUUUUCUCACUAAAAUUAAGCACCCAGAAUUUGUUUAAAGCUGUAAUGAUGUGUGUAAUCAUUGAAGCUACUCCUCAGGGUUUUCUAGUUUGAACUGUUUCUGUCAAAUGCCAAACUUUCAAUGAAUGGAGAGUUUACAGUAUUGUGGUGUUUCAAGGAUUUGUAUUCAGAUUUGAACUAAGUUGAAUGAAACCAUCCAUGUGCUUUUGGUGUCCAGAACAGAGCUUUUAACAUGAAACAGAAAUUACUUGUUUACUAUGUAAAUCUAAACUUAGGGGGAAAGUUUGAAUAUGACGUAAUUAAUUAAUAUUUGAGUAUAUUUUGUGUGAAAGUACAACUGAAGAAAAAUCUGUCAACUGAGCUCAAUAUUAAAGAUUGCUGCUUUACCCAGGGCAAGUAACUGCUUUCCAGGCAACUAAACCUUGUCUAGUACUUGCUACUUAAGACACAAAUUGCCCUUCUUGACUAAGAAAUUACUUGAAGCUUUACAAAUUGAAACACAUUCUAUCCUUCCAAAUGCACUUUAAGGCUAAGGUAAACCACUAUUUUAAAAACCUAACUUUUUUGCCCUUGAGAAAGGCUUUCCUUGUCAAGAUCAUUUAUAAUUGUAUAUGGUUAAAUACUCUGUUUUUAAUUCAUUGUUCUAUCUAGAGCAGUAUUAUGGAAUCAAAAUCAAAAACCAGUGAUCUUAAUAACUGGAGUCCUCCUAUAUGAUUACUUGAGGUUUGGUUUUGAGUUUAUUUGAGCCGGUGUUAUUCCUUAUGUUUAUAGUGUUGAAGAGCAAUUUGUAUUUUUAAACUUGCACAAAACCAAAAUUAUCUUCCUAGAUAAUACAUAUCAUCAAUGAGGUGAAUGAUGUUUGAGCAGUGACCGGCUUGGCAACUGGAGCUGAUCUCCAUUGUUGCUCAAGUACCACCAUUUGUAUGGAGCCAGUUUUGAUUUAUUAAUAUGAAUACUCUGUUAUAUAUAGUAAACUUUAUAAAAUAUUUCAUUAAAAA
Messenger RNA from Carcharodon carcharias (great white shark), 3505 nucleotides. Its product is annotated as solute carrier family 35 member E2A. The transcript is spliced from 9 exons. Lineage: Eukaryota; Metazoa; Chordata; Chondrichthyes; Lamniformes; Lamnidae. Bases 406 to 1605 code for a protein of 399 amino acids. The record is from RefSeq and is a predicted model, not a curated record. Gene Ontology annotation, cellular component: Golgi apparatus. Gene Ontology annotation, molecular function: antiporter activity.